Molecule: messenger RNA, 2637 nt
Organism: Saxophila tyrrhenica
Lineage: Eukaryota; Fungi; Ascomycota; Dothideomycetes; Mycosphaerellales; Extremaceae
Exons: 1
Coding region: 1-2637 (878 amino acids)
Source: RefSeq, a predicted model, not a curated record
AUGGCCGAUCUGCCCUCCUCGCCGCCGUCACAAAAGGUCUCGCGUUACCGUUCGCAGCGCAAACCACACCCCCCACCAGAUGAGCUUCGCGACCCGCUGCCCGUGCAGCAGCAUGAAGUCCCCGCCGACGACAGCUUUACUAGAAGCAAGUCGCGUUAUCGGAGAGGGCCAACAGGCGCGAGUAGGCCGGCGACAGCAAGAGACCAGGACCAUGUCGACGUCGUGCCGAGACCAGCCUCCAAACGAGUCGCCUCGGCGGAGCGGACGGCGCAAACGCAAAUGAACAGCAGGCCGCCCAGUCAGCGACAGCCUGGAGGCCUCAAGACGUAUCAUGAACGGACAGUGAGUCCUCCGACACAAUCUGGAACCGUAGAUACGCGAAGGGUCAACGGAGGAGAGCUUGAUUGGGAUGAGGAGGACGGCAGGAGGAAACGACUACAGGAGCGGUACAGUGCGCAGCAAGGCCAGGUUGCUGGUUUGGUAGCAAGGAAGAGGUCCUCACCACCUACCGGCGAACUGUUUCCACCACCGCAGCCGACAGCAGUGAGACCAACAACCCAGCCAGUCGUUCUGGACGGCCCGCCAACUUCAGACCAAAUACGCGCAACUAAGAGUACGAGUGCUCUGCCGCAGUUCAAAGACGACGAAGAUGAGGAGACAGCUGGAUGCUUCGGUCUGUUCAAGCGGAAGAGAGGAGAGGUCGCGCCACAGAACGAAAAGCACACACUGUCGCAUCCUGUUCCGAGCAACGAGCCUGCUACAAUCAAGCCUGGUGGCGGAGGCGUGGUUCCCGGAAUAGACGCACCGGUGUCUGCCGUCAACUCUGGCGACCGGUCGGUUCUGGUAGAGUGCGGCAAAUCGAAGACCGUUUUUCCUGUCACGCCUACAACCACACCGGUGGACAUCAUCAAGACUGCUUCGGUCUGCAUGGCGGAGCGCAUCGAUCUAAAGUCUGCCGUUCUGAUCGAGUCUUUCAUCACUGUCGGCAUACAGCGUCCGCUGCGGCGGUACGAGCACAUCCGAGACGUGAUGAACAGCUGGGAUACGGACCGAUCGAAUGCACUGAUCCUCGUUGACCCUGGCACUGGCAGCUCGGAAGUGGAGUUGAGUGUGGCUGGCGCGCCAAAGCAGAAACCAGAGGACCACAGCUGGUUCAUGUCAUUCUCCCAAAAACCCGGCAAGUGGGACAAACGAUACAUCAGCCUUCGAUCAGACGGUCAGAUCGUGGCUCAGAAGGACCCGGACAAGCCAAAGGAUGUCGUGAACGUCUGCCAUCUCAGCGACUUCGAUAUCUACACGCCCACGCAGGAGAAGGCCCGAAGGAAGAUCAAGCCCCCGAAGAAGAUGUGCUUUGCGAUCAAGUCGCAGCAGAAGUCAAGUGUGUUCGAGUCUACGCAGAACUUUGUGCACUUCUUCUGCACGAAUGAUCGUCAGACUGCAGAUGACUUUCACGCGACCAUACAAGGAUGGAGGAGCUGGUAUCUGGUCCACGUCAUGGGAGAAGGCCGCAAGCCGAAGUCUGCUGAAGGCGCUGCUAUGGACAAGGAGAUUGGCCGCGGCAACACCCACCGCACUGGCAACUCAAUGGACUCGGCUUACCACCUCGGAUCAUUCAAGCCAUUGAUAGAAAUGGAUCAGCUCGACAGGCGGCCUGGAACUGGAAGAUCAGCUGAAGCACCACCGCCCAUGUCCGCUGGCUUUACGAAGUCUUCGAGUCAAUUCGAUACCACCGUCUCACCCGAGCGCAGAACGAGCAGAGCCAAGAAGCAGCGCCCACCCGGAGCGAUGGGCAACAGAGGACAUCUGGCAGAAGACGAGCCGCUGGCUAACCUUGGAACGAGACCUUCAACGAAUCGCAGGCGGCCAUCCAAUGAUCAGACAAAGGCCAGCCCAGAAGAGUUUCUGACAACAGGGCUGCUUGGGCGGACAUACUCGCAGCGGCAGAGAGAGAAUGCCGAGCGGGAGAACAAGAAGGAAAGCCCCUUCACCAAUGGCUCGAAUCUGCUCAAUACUGGCUACGAUGUCAGAGAAGAGGAAUACUCCGGGCGCAGAUCCUCGGACCUGACACCCAAGCGUACACAUUCGACUCGAGCUCAACAUGCCCAUGGAGCGACCGACAGCGGCGGCAUCCACCGCUCCAAUUCCCGCGCCAGGGAGAUGCCCAAGCCUCUAGUCGACCUAACGCCCCAAUACCGCGAACCACCGCAGCACCUCAAAAAGGGCCGCGGCUACAACCCCGACGGCGGCGCAGGCGCGCUGAUCGAGAACGCCACAUCUCCCGAAGACCCACUCGGACUCCCUCCCAGCACCGACUGGCGCGCCCGCAACAAUGCCAGCGGUAGCCCACAGAGCCGCUCACCUCCACUCUCUCGCAAUCAGACAGUCAGUAGGUCUAUCAGACGACCCGCUGCAGACCAGAGCGCUUUCACAGGCGAGGGUCUGAUGGCGGGCCCGCAGGCGCAAUCGGGCUGGGGCGGAGGUACGAAGGGCAGAGGCGUGAUGGAUGGCAGUCGAGCGAAGGGGCCGAUGGUGGACUUGACGCAGCGGAAUCAGUUUGCUAAUGGGAGUCUGCUUGGGAAGGUCGAGAGGGCGGCAGGGCAGCCGCAGCCGGUCAUUGAUCGGUCGAGGGAGGAUUAG